This is a messenger RNA of Bolinopsis microptera, 12887 nucleotides long. Its product is annotated as probable E3 ubiquitin-protein ligase HECTD4. The coding region runs from base 31 to 12003 and encodes 3990 amino acids. NCBI's taxonomy places the organism in Eukaryota, Metazoa, Ctenophora, Tentaculata, Lobata, Bolinopsidae. Gene Ontology annotation, biological process: glucose homeostasis. The record is from RefSeq and is a predicted model, not a curated record. Gene Ontology annotation, molecular function: ubiquitin-protein transferase activity. The transcript has 53 exons.
UUUCAAUACAAUUUGCUUCAUUCUAACACCAUGUUUAUCAGGAUGAAGCCUCCAGAUUGCCAUCAAUGGGAUGGGGUGACUGAGGACAGUCUCUUUCUAAAUGAUGGGUUGUUGCGUGUGGCAGACUUGAUAACCAUUCCCCCUGAAAUAUGCUCAGCAGAUUCAGCAUCUAACAUAACUUGGGAUGUUGAGACAUCGAUUGAGCUGUCUUCCCAUCAGCUUGCCAAGCAAAUAGAAAAAAUGUAUUGCUAUAAAUCGAGUUCAUAUCAAAGAUUUCAAGACUACAGACUCUGUGCGCUUAAAGGAUUUUGGGAAUCUUUAAAAUCCGAGCAAGAACUGGAACCAACUGUUUCUUCUACAUCAAUAGCCCUGAAAGCUCAAAAUACUUCUCCCCUACCUUUUACAUCAAGAGUGUCAUUACUUUUGAUUUUUCCAUUACUUGAGGUUCAGAGUGCAACCAAUCCUGAGUUAUGUAAAUCAACAUCCAAACUAUUGAUUGAUUGUCUGAAAGACUGUAAGCCACUCUCAUUGGCUAAUGAACCACAAGAUUGCCUUGAUGGCUUAGAAAAUUUGCUCUGCAAAUGGAUUAAUGACGGAAAGUUUGUAAGAGCAGACCAAGAGAAGGCCUGCUUAGCAUCAACAUUAGUCAUUUUAGCAUGUGCAAGGGGUUCGAUAAGAAUGAUGCUAUCUACACUGCAUACUGUUCAGAAAUUAAACUGUCCAGAUCUUGAUGUCAGCAGAAUGUUAAGAGAGCUUUUAGAGACGAGUGGUGGGCCGGGGGUCCCAACCUCGCUAAAUGGGAGCCUACAUCACCUUUGCUGGGAUCAUAGUGAUGUCAUAUCAGUGCCGGCUGAUAUCAACUCUUCUAAAGAAAAUAACAAAAAUAAAGAAGUACCAAGAACUCUUGGGACUGAUGGAAAGUAUCUCUACAUGACGGGUUGCACUGGAGCUGGACUUGCACGUAUUGGGACCGGCAGAGCGGGAACCCUGCGUGGGGUAGUGUAUGCUCGUAAUCUUCAUAUUGACCAGGGUUGGGUCACAUAUGCUGAUGGGAACCUCGUCUAUAGAACUGCAAGUGCUGACACUAAAAGCUCCCCUUUUUGCCAGCUUCUCAACCCCUCGACACUUCAAGUUGAAUGUGAUGUACAACUCAAUGGAAUGUCCCCUGCUAUCAGUAACUGUAACAACAGCACAACUACUCUAGCACUAUGCAGCGACGGUCUCUACAUUUACUGGAUUACCUGUUCGUCUGUGGUGGUACGGUCGGGUCCUAGCAAAUCAAACAAGUCUCUCACUAUCUUUGUAGAUGUGCUGAAUUUUGAGAGAAAUGAAGCUGGGGCACUGGAGCUGGUUCCUGUCAGGGAUAGGAUUACUAUUCAGAGAAAGGAUAUUGAGGCUAGUAAAACGCUGACGGAGGCUCUGAUUGAAAAACUUAGACCAGUUCGAUCAAGCAGUGCUAACAUGGCACUUGAAGCUAUCCAGCUUCUAGCAGCUACUGCUAAAGAUGAUAAUGCUCAGACAAGUUGUGGGCUGACACUGAAGGUACUGAGGAAAACACCCAUGUACACGUGUGGAAAUCACCUGGUGAUGGUGAUACCUACUUCCAGUAACUCCCGUUCUGGGCAACCCUCUGCUCUCUUUGUACCUGCGCUGUCGGUAGCUGGUCCCUCUAAAGACACUCCAGGAAUAGCUACGAGUCUGUGUUUCUCCCUUACUGAUGGACAGUUGGAUCAGCGUGUUGAUCUGUCAGAUGCUCCUGGGUGCGCUCUUGCUAAGGGUUCUUCCUUGUGCAGCAUGGGAGCUUGUUAUGAUGUAGAAAACAACACAAUCUGGACGUGUAGUGACGAGUGGGUUGAAGAGUGGGGUAACCCUGGUAACAUGGCCCCCCACCACAUAGCACGCAGACUGGGUAUCGUCCCCAUCCCCUCCCCUGAUUCUCUUAUCAGUAUGAACGAUGUUGUCACAAUCCUUCUCCAUCAUCUAGGAAGCACGUGCUGUCACCAGAUAAACACGGACCAGAAGUUAGUCCCGGACAUGACACCCCGCUACCUGGAGCAGCUGUCUGACAUUCUGAGCAGUGUGACGAGGAACGAACAGCAGCUACACUGUGUCCUGGUCCUCCUUAACCUCAGCAUGCAGAGUCUAGAUUGCGUGACUGCCGAGCUGGUUGACAGUAUUACUAUUCUCAGAGAACAGGUGUGGAAGAUACUGUCAAGUAACUACAGUGAAGCUAUCCUGAAAGCAGCCAGCAAGAUCCUCAGCAACAGUUUCGAACUGUUUUACAGCAGCGAGGAGUCCCAACAUGUCAUGGUAGUAGAACUUAUCAAAGCUUCACAGCACGUGGGUUGCCAAAUACUGCAGACAAGCGUGUUCAGCCACAUUCGUGCGCAGCUCGAUUCUAGUUUAGCGCAGGAGCGCUCUGCGUGGUGCGCGCAGGAAAUAGUUGAUACGGUGUUCAGCGCUGCGACUGCUGAAAGUUGCACCUUGAUUGGAAAUGUGGUGACGCUGGGUAACGAUGCAUUCCAAUCUCUUGUCUCCCAUAUGCCGCAAAGAAGUCCCUGCAUCUCACUGCUGGGCAGCAUACAAUCUCACUUGUUCCGUUACUCGCUCUCUCAUCUGGACAACAAAGAAACAACUGCUGAUCUAUUUAACUAUGUAAAGUUCUCACUGCAGCACUGCCGCAAGGUAUACGACACAGUACUAUCAGUCUGCACCGGACUGGACGAGCUGGAGACAGUCCAUGUGGAGACACGUCUCAACAUGUUUGAGCGUCUCAUCAAGAGCAGCAUCCUCGGUCUCAUCCUGCCUCCAAUGCUCUGUCUCCUCUGUGAUAGGAAGCUUCACACUCUGGGAUUCAGUGAGAACCUCCUGCAGAUGUUCAGUGAUGUAAGCGUUGUAGCCUGUAAAGCCGCUACAGCAGUUCACGACAAGAUGAAGCUCCUCUCCUCUGACUCAAUGAUUAUCGAAGAAGGAGGAGAAAGAUCGGAGCAGUUCCAGGAGUAUCUGUCCUCCCUGUCCGUACCAGCUCCGUGGGCUGCUGGCCGAACUGUCGAGACCAUACACCCUGUACGAGAUAACUACAAGUUUAAAGACACCGUUACUAUACCAGGUGCUAGAAGCUUGUAUCUGAGAUUUGAUCCUAGGUGUGCUACACAGUACGACUAUGAUAAGGUGAUAAUCUAUGCGGGGGCAAGCACAAGCUCUCGCAAAGUCUCAGAGUACGGAGGAAACACGUACGGGUUUGGUAGUCGGAGUGUCUUGGGAUCAGGUUGGCCAACCGACCAGAUCAAGGUUGAAGGAGACACGGUUACAUUCUCCUUCGAGAUGAGAAGUGGUAGAGAACACAACACACCUGAUAGAGCUAUCUGGGGCUUCGCUUGCUCGGUCAGGGCACAGGAGUCAGGUACUCAGCGAGCUUUAAGAGCAGAAGAAGACAUGUUGGGAAUGCCUGUGUUAGCGGACACUGCCCUCGGUCUCAGCACUCUGUCGUGUCAUGCGCUGCGCGUGCUUUACGAGGGUCCCAUUGCCAGUGAUGAGGAGAUACUUUGCAAAGACCUGAUGGAAAGUCGACUCCUUCAGAGGUGUGUGUGGAAGGAGGCUAACGUGGGUUCCUUAAUCCGAGACACAGGAGUUACUGGUGUUAUCAUUGAUAAACUGAGAAUAAUGUGCGGCAAACCUGGUCCAGUGUUCAGGCCCUCUCUCAAGACGAUAGUGCAGCCCGAAGAGAUCGAGAUAGCAGUUAUAGCUGCUGCGAUGAAGCAUCUCAGAUUUGAACUGAAUACUGAAAAUUUGGAGUUAGACAAUGAUACUGCAAGCUUAGUCAACAAGGUAUUAACCCGAUUAAACGCGAUGCUGAGAAAACUACAAAACCUAGCGGAGCUAGAACAGCGGUGGGAUAACGAGAAGAAGGACAUGGCCAGCAGCACAGGUCGGUCUCCUGGUGAGGGGUUCUUUGUUAACUACCACCUGACUGAGAACAAGCUGCCUGAACUGGAGAUGUUGUGUUUUAUAACCGGAGCUAAGUUCGAGGAGGAGGACCCGGAACUUAGUGUUAAGGAGCUCAUUGUCUUGGUUGGACAGGAGAAGGAGAAAGAGGACAUGUCCAAGACGAAGUGGUUGUUGGGAAUGUUACGUGAGAGACUGUCAGUGUUGAUGAGUGUGGAUGUUAUCACGGACCCCGUGUUCGAUAGAACCACAUCACUAGCUCACGUGAUCCCGGAUCAGGAGUCGGAGGUGGCGUUUAACAGGAGUAUCUCCGCUCCCAGUUUACUCGAGGGUAAACACGAGGAUGAUGAAAUCUUGAUACGUCCUGAAUCACGGACGGUAGCACAAGAUUUACAAAAGUUGAGGAAGAAGAAACAAGAGAAGAGGCAUACUGGGUACAAUGUAACCGGAACUGACGAGGAAUCGACCGGACCAGUGGACGAGCUCUUCAAAUUCAUUGGGUGUGAUCCUAAUAAAGCGAUAUCCUGCGAAACAUUCCUGUCUGCUGCAAAGCUGCGACAUGCUCGGGGUAAAGCUAGAAGCAAAGCUUUGAGGCUGAUGCACCAACUUCUCACUAAAGCUGACCAAGCUAAAUCUGUGACCCAUCUUGUUCAAGACAUUGCGAUGAUGUUGCGUUGUGGACCACGUUGCGAGGAACUAUAUUGUGGGGGAAUGACGGAACAAGUACGUGAUGACUUCAGCUCGACUCUCCAACUCCUAGUGAAACUAACUGCGUCUCAUUUGGUACAAUGCAGUGAGACUGUCGCCCUUAUCUGCAUCAUACCUUUCUCUAGGACAGAUGACGCAUGCUUACUGACCAGUGGGUUACUCAAGCUAAUUGAUACACUAUUGGCCGGUUCUAAAGGAUCCAACCAUGAUGUCGAAGCAGAACAACAGAUAUCUUCAGUCGCUUGGGCUGGAUUUAGGGUGUUGGCACAUCGCUGUACAUCAUGGGAAAGUCAAGAUCAAUCCUGGGAGAUCAGUGCCCUGGCAAGUCAAGUAGCUAUGGUGCUAACCAACCACCUGGCUCGAGCUAUUGAUACCGCAGGAGUUCAAGAUACUUCUGGAAACGACAUCCUUCAUAACGUUCUUUCGCUGCUACUCAAACUUUCUAAGACUCGACUGGGACAAGCUAUCAUAUCCCAAGCAGUGUGUAUCUCCCACCUGCUCUAUCUGCUAGUGGACCACCGACCGAGCCCGAAACUAGUCCUUACUGUUCUCCAGCUUCUCCGUCUAGCACUCCCUCUCCUCUCCUCAAACCAGAGCUCCCUCGUAUCUCUCCCUACUGCAGUUCAGGGGGACAGUGCUGCUACUAACAUCAUACACUUACUAGUUGAUAAACUGGGAGAGUAUCUCGUGCCAGGUUCUCCAGCGGAGACAGUUAAACUGACACAGAUCCUGACGAGUCCUAACAACGAUAGCAGGACAGACCCGUGUGCUCAGGAUCCCAGCAAGGUUAUCAGUUUCAACCAGCGGGUAACUGUCUACAUACACAAACGCCCCAAUCAGCAGCCUCACGAGGUUAUACAGCCGCUUAUCAGUGCGGACACGAGGUUGUUCUCACAGACCACCUACAUGGAGAAGAUUAUACAGAUGGACAGAAGUAUGAGUCAAACUGGCAAGGCUGAACUCCUGACUGAUGAGUUCAGGGUUUGUGCAAGGAAAGCAGCGAAGUGGGCUGCCAGUGGGUUUAUCAUCUCGAUAGAGCCGCCAGCUGCUGACGAUGGUCAGGGCGAACAGAGACACCAUAACACGGAACAUCUGUGUUACGAGAAGAACAAAGAGAUAUUGAGAACUGAUCCAGUCAGACCGUUUAUAAGUGGGCAGGUUGCCAGCUCGCUGGCUAGCAAGGUCAUAUCUCUUCUCCACGCUCUCUUGACGACCAGCUCCUCUGUUCUCUGGACCAAAGCUAUUGAGCAGGUGCUCGGUUCAUCUCUGUUGAAAGGAAGUGAUCUUAUCAAGGAUCUGAAGAACACUGCUACCGCUAGUUCCUCCGCCACUACCAUCUCGCUGCUGAGGAACGCUCGUCGUCUCAUGGCAGUUCUGGCUGCCCUCGGGGGAUUCAAGGAAUAUAUUCGCACUGGAUCACACGUCCAGAUAAAAGGAGAAGUAAUAACUGAGGGUGUUGUUACUGCUUUGUCCGAAAGACAAGGUGUUGCAAGUGUACUGGAUGAUAAAGGAGUCGAGAUGAGCUGCCCCAUGGCCCGACUAAUGCCGCCAAGAAAAGAGGUUCUACCGAUAGAUAGUUUGGAUAUAACGACGCAGCUAGUAGACAUGCUCCACAAGUUUAUCAAACUAACACUCCCUCCUGAACCUUCCUCUGGCGACGCCUCCUCCCCUUCACACGUCGCUUGCAGAAUUUUAGCUGAGCUGAAAACUCGAGCAUUCAUGGUGUUGAGUCUGGAGGUAAGAGACCCAGCAUUUGCUGACGAAUUCCUCAAUUUGAACAACGACAUCACAGAAACCAUGUCAUCUAUUGCACAUCUGUGUACAUCAGGAAACAGAUUGACGGUGAUAGAAGCCUUGUGUGAACAUCUCAGGAUGGUCUAUCACGACUGUGCUCACCCGCCACCUCCUCCAGUUCCCAAGAAACAGCCCCAGAUGAUCCAGACAAAGUGGGAGAGUAACUGUGACUACCCGAUAGUACGGGGUACCAUAUUCUCACAGUACGGCACGUGUCUCCACUUCCUGGGUGACGUCACACCACCUCCUGGACAACCUAAAGGGGUUCUUAUUUACGCUAACUCCCGCAUACCCUCAUCUGCAACAUCCUACUACUACGAGAUCCAGCUGCUGCAGAGUGGUGACACACCUGAUGAACAGGGUGGUAACAUCGUCUCCUUCGGGUUCGCACCCCCUCCACCCUCCAACCCAACCUCCUCCUGGACAAACCCUUCCGGGACUGUUCUAUUUCAUAGUAACGGCAGGGCUUAUCAUUACUGCGGCCCUACUAUCCUCGCUUGGAAGAGUGUCAGGCUGAAUUGCUCUGUGAAAGUUGGGGAUAUUGCCGGUAUCGGCUGGACAGCUGCAAACCCAGCUGUUGGUCGUGUUUACUUCACCCUAAACGGUGCUGUCCUACAAGGGGAGCAGCAAGACGUUCCUGCUGGUCUCUUCCCUGUCAUACAUGUCCACAGAAAGGGCGUUAGAGUAAGAGCUAAUUUCGGAACCCAGCCCUUUAAAUACACACCUUGCGAGACCCCCAACGAAGGAACACCGGCUGUGAGCCCUGCUGCUAGUGAGGAACGGCUCAGCGAGAUCCUCCCCAUUGGUGCUUUCAGUGAGACUGAAAGUGAAAGCGAAAGUGUUGGUGGAGGUGUGACGUCAUCACGAGCUGGGAGUGCCGCUAAGAUCCCAGUUCAUGACGCCCCACAACAGCUACCCAUGCCAGAGUACAACACCAGUUCCAGCUCCAAGUGUAAACUUCCUGCUGGUUACACUGCCCUGGUAGAGACUGGUCCUAAUACCAAAGGGAGUAUAGUGGAUGACGAGGAGGCAGUGCUAGAAGAAGAGGUGGAGGAACAGAGACAAGACCAUUAUGCUCUCUUGGUACGAGCAUGGGAAGCCAAGGUGUUUCCUGUAAUCAGAAGAAGGUUCCGGAACGAACAAGAGAGACGAUCAGGUCUGGAACAGAUCAAAGGAGCCCUGCUCUUGGGUAUGACUGAGAUCGCUUGUCAAACCGUAGACUUCCUGUAUGAAGAUAACGGUGGGAGACCCAAGGAUCUGGUCCUGCCUACUCUAGAUGAUAUCAAGGAGGACCUCGCUAAAUUUACUAUAGAUCGGAUAAGGACAGGGAUGACGGUGGUAAUUAAACCGGAUCCUAACGAGGGCAACAAGUUUAGUGUCAGAGGAAUGCACUACACGUACGGUCUUCAUGGCAUCGUCCUUGCUGUUGAUUAUUCUAACGAGUUGGUGCAAGUGGAGACCUACCUGAGACAGGAAGGUAUUCUGGUAAGGUACUGGUACCCUCUAGCUGUGUUGGAGCGACCCAUACACCAUCAGAUGAGCGCUGCUAGCACGUGCAAUGUGGACGUCAAGGACUGCGUCGUGCACAGGCAAAUGUUGUACCACGAGAACAUUCUAGCAAACCUGUACUGUCGGUCGGCUCUGCUGGCUCUGGUGGAGAACCCGCGACCUUUCUUUAGACUGCCUCGACAGCUGAGCUCCCGGGCCACCAGUCACACCACCUCCCCAACUGACGAUCAGGAGUCUUGUAGUUCCUCCUCCAUCAGCCUUCCUCUCUCUGGAUUUACCUCAGACAAUCUCGAGCCCCCUAACACGGAAUACGUUAAUAUGCUUUCCAAAGAGCUCCUCAGAGGUCCUCAACCAAACGGCACCGUCCCGCCUCUAACCGAGUCAUGCUCCAGAGGGUCUCGACAAGUCCUCGAUUACAACAGUCUCAUUCCUUCCAGACUUUUCUACAGCAAUAGCAGUAGACUAAAGGACGCUUUACAUAAGAUGAUCAGUAAUUCUGUGACCGAGGAGUGCUCCUUGAUGUCGCUUACUGCCAGAUUCUGCAAAGUUCUUAACGAUUCUCCGAACAAGUUUACGAUGGAUACAGUCAGAUUAACAGACAUGAAGGCGAGCUACGACGUUAAUUUCACUAACGCGGCGUACAUAUACGUUUCCUGCAGGAUAACGUCUCUUGAUGAGAAGAGCAGUGACAACUACCCCAAGUGUCCAUGGAUCAGAGUGUUUGCACAUAACGGUAUACAAGGUUUAGCUAGGGACGGUCAGCCGCUCCGACAAGAAGUGGUACACUACCCCUAUAACAGUACCACAUACAGUACCGCCUACCAAGAACCAGCUGCCGUCUCAGUUCAGAGUAUCGCCAGGUUCCCUACUGUUAUGAUACCCUUUGAUAGGGUCCAUGUCAGAACUAUUUCCAGUACUCCUUCUCCACCAGUACAGGUCCACCUACACAGCGUCCCUGCAGAGUUCUGUCUAGCUAUGUCCUACAUUGAGACUCUGAUAGAAGUGGCCAACACAGACCAGUGUCCUACAUCUAUCCUACUGUACUGUGCUGAAGCAAUGUGCAAAGUGCUGUUACGUGUCGAUCUUGUGCCUCCCAUCAAGGAGUUGCUGUUCCAUUGUCUUGCAGAACUGAUCCGUCUCAUCCCUACCAACACUCCUGCUCUUGUGUUCCCUAACACUAAACUCAAACCCUUCCUAUCUGAACUACUCUCACUCUUCUCCCACGAGCUUAAAGCUAAUGGAGUCAGUAAGAAGAAAGAAGUCAGUUCUCUCAAGGACCUCAGAGUUUCUACCUACUUCCAGGGACUAGUGGAGUUGGUAUUUGCCCUGCGAGAGAUUGUCGCUGAACCGCUGACAUCCCCUAAAUCGGAGCAAGGAGCCGAUGAGGAGAGCAAGGAGGCGGAGGAAACUAAGAGUUCUCCUCUGGUUAAGAGAUCUAAAUCCGGCGGAGACAGGGCCGGGUUGACUAAGCGGAGAAAACUCCGGGUUAAACAACGUGGGAGAGACAGCACCAAGUCACCACCAGACCCAGACUCUGAACCAGGACAAGUCCAACCCUGGUUUGAGAUGGCGCUCACGUGCAAUCUCAUCCUCCGUAACCUAGUUGAUAAACACCCCCGUGGGAAUGAAGGUGUAAAACAGUCGCUAUGCCAGCUGAGAGAAUCUCUCGCCACGUGCACUCCUACUGCGCGGCUCAUCGUGAUAUGUGGGCUACCUACCUUCUACAGCAGAGAGCGAGUAGAGACAACAAUAAACAGGCUGUGUUGCCCCUACGGUGGGGUAGUUGAAGGGGAGAUAUUCGUACCCUCUCACCAUUUCCCUCUACCACCCUCCUCUAAAGACGAACAGCUCUGUAAAGGAGUUGCUGUUCUUCAACUCAACUGUUUUGAGAAGAUCAAGGAGGUGGUAGAAGUACUGCAGGAGAACAAGUUCCUGAAGGGUGAUGUGAGCGGAAGUAACGCAGAUAACAAUAGAGCGUACUGUGUCGUUACUCUCGGUCCUGACUUACUCUGCAGUUCGGACAACUCUGCCCUGAUCUCCAGUGCUGUGGAACUUUAUGCUACUCACAAACUCCUCACCCAUGAAGGUGAUCUGAACUCAGCUACUGAAGCUCUGCUAGCUAAUGUCUUCUCCUCGUGUCCCGGCAAAUCUCCCCUCAGCAAGGCUGCGUACAGCAACACAUCAGAAGAGAACAUGUUGUGUCCCUUCACGUCCCACUACGAGGACGAUCUGCUCUCCACCAUCAACUCCAUCUACAAAGAACACGGCGAGAAAGCAAACCCAGAAUCAGAGGAACUGUACCUCUCCAACUCUGGGUUCCUGACCUGGGCCACAGACCUGGCCACCAGCCGUCCUGUUCUCCUCUUGAGGUGUAUCCUGGCUACUGGACACGAUCUCCAGUACAACUUGUUGUAUCCUGUGGACUCUGAUUACCUCAACAAGCUCAACAAGUGUUGUCACCCCGAGGUUGACAAGACCAUUGUAAGAUAUGUUAACAGGCUGUGCAGGAGCCGGGGUGUUUCCUCCAACAGGAUAUUCCCCCAGGAGAUCCUGAUGACGAUAUCAGAUAGAUCUGACCCUGAGUUGGUGGCCUUGUUUAAUGUACCUAUAGAGUACUUAAGACUGAGGUUUGCCUUCUUACAAGUCAUCAACACAUCUGUCUCCAAACAUCUCCUCCCUGCUGUAUCCCUCAGUACUGUCGACCUGGCUCCUCACUCCAUCGGCUCCGUGCUCCUCCGAGGCAGGAACUUUCUGUUCUACGACGUGAAACUGGGGUACCUUAACUUUGUGAUAAACAGCACGGACAGAAGAUCAGGGGACAGUGUACCCCCGGAGAUCAUAUUCGAUCCUCUGACGUUCGUUUAUCAGACGGAAAGGGAGAUCGGCAACACUAUCAUAAUGUUGGCUAAACAGCAGCUCAGUCGCACCCCCUCUACUGAACUUUGUGUCAAGUUAGCGGCCGGAGGAGAUCCCAUAUUCCCCUUCAAUGUGAAACUGACUGGAGAGAACGUAGCGGGAACCAGUGGUAGUUUCAGGUACUUUAUCUGGUUAGUAGCUCAGGAGCUUCAGAGCUCUAGUCUACCUGUCCUGAUCGAGUGUCCGUCCGCCAGUGCUGGUGAGAACAAAGGCAAGUUCCUCCUUGCUCCCAAGAACAUUGAUUACCACGACGAAGCUCUUCUUCUCUUCUUUGGGAAUCUUCUCGGAGUGGCAAUGAGAAGUGAUGUUCCGUUCGCUGUGGACUGUUUGAGACCGUUCUGGACAAGAAUAUUGGGCGAACAAAUUGACUUCGAUACUGAUCUUCGACAGUCUGACAUUAUUACUUACAAUUUCUUGAAAGGACUGAAUUCCAUAACGUCGGAAGCAGAAUUCAAGGAGCUAGUUUCAAAGAUGUGUCCUACCCACUUUUCGAAUGAGGAGUGCUGUCCGGGAUGCCCCUACAAGUUCAGCUAUUCUUCCCUAGACGGUAGAGAUGUUGAGCUACGAGCUGGUAGUCCCAGAAUCACGUGGUCUAACCUGUCUCAGUUCAUAGAGUGUACCAGGGAGUUGAGAAACUGUGAGCUCUCCGCUGAGAACAUGAUCCCCUUGAUACAGUGCGGACUGGAAGCUGUCGUACCACUCGAGCCGCUCCGACUAAUGGGACCUGACGAUCUGCAGCUCAGAAUUUGUGGGCAGCAGAAUAUCGACAUUGGGUUUAUAAAACUUCACACCAUCUACCAAGUGGGUAUAUCACAGAGUGACAAACACAUUGAGUAUUUCUGGAACGUGGUAGAAAGUCUGUCGCAGGAGGACCUCCGGAAACUGAUAAAGUUCGCGUGUAACCAGGAGAGAAUACCUUUCUCCUGUCCUUGUCAGGAGAGUGGCCCGGAAGCGUCGCACGUUCCCCCCUAUCCAAUGAAGAUAGCUCCGGCUGAGGGCCGAGACGACAGGCUGAUCAGGAGCGAAACAUGCAUGUUCAUGAUAAAACUACCGCAGUACAGUAGCGAGGCGGUUAUGAGGGAACGGAUUUUACAGGCUAUUAACUGUAGGGACGAUCCUUUGAGUGGGUAGAAAUAGAUUUUAUCCGCAUGAGGAUUGUGAUAAGAUUAAAUAUUAGCUUGCAAUAAUUUACUUGAGACGAUUUAAAGGUGGAUUGUCAAUAGCGGGUAAACUAUUUUGUACACGUUUUACUGUCGAUUAAUGUCUUGAAUUGUCCAUCAGCGGGCCUGGUAUGGGACACUAAAUGUUGCAACUGGAAACGGGGCGAUGCACGUUUGUUUAUAUUUCUAAUCGAUUCGGAGCUUUCAAACUCGCCUGUCAAAACGAACGUGCCGCCACCACUGGUGAUAUUUAUCUUAGGAACGAUAUGAUUUUCUAUCUUCUGACUCAUGUGAUAAGAUGAAAGAGCUGAUUCAUUUUGUAAAAGGUGACCCUGAGUCAUGAGUUUAACGACUUCGGGAAUGUUUAUUAUGGAACUUCAAGAGGCUCCUUUGUAUUUUCUAGCAUGAUUUAAGUUUUGUUAAGUAAUACAUAAUUAAUACUCGAUCAUUUGGCUGGCGGAAAGAAUUCGGAAAAGAUUGUUUGAUUCAGUUGUUUUACAACUAAAACGAAUUAUGGUUUUUUUAUCACAGUUCGCUCAUAUAUUGAUAUCCUUUAAUGAAAGAGCUUGUGAAUGUGAUCUAGUUUGACAAAUUAGUGAUUUAAAUGUUGAUCAAUGACCUAAGUUGCAAUUAUUUCAUGUUGAAGGUGCUUUCCCAUCGCUAAAUGCGAUUGUAGAUUUGCUGUUAUCUGUUCAUUCUCGUAGUUGAAUGGCUAGUUAUUAAUUAAUUUUUGAAGAUCACUUUUGAAACAUUUGAUUAUGAUAUCAAGCUUUGCAAAUUUGUCAGCGAAACUGUAACGGUCUUUUUGAAAUGUAUAAAAUUAUUUGUCAAGCUAUUAUUAAUUCACUAUGUACA